Messenger RNA from Xiphias gladius (swordfish), 1276 nucleotides. RefSeq names its product glutathione peroxidase 2 (gene gpx2). Lineage: Eukaryota; Metazoa; Chordata; Actinopteri; Istiophoriformes; Xiphiidae. Gene Ontology annotation, molecular function: glutathione peroxidase activity. The record is from RefSeq and is a predicted model, not a curated record. The transcript has 2 exons. Gene Ontology annotation, biological process: response to oxidative stress.
CAUCACAUGCUGCGAAAGACAGGAGAUCACAUCUUAAAUUUUUGAUGCCUGAGAAAACUGAUACAUGUCAGAAAGAUACCAUAAAGACAAAUACAUGCUGUAAUACAUGCUAUUUUUCCAACGCAGCACUUAGAUUUGAGUACAAAUACAUGCUUGUGAUUAUUAGAAGAGUUUAAAAGAAUUCCAGUUAUUGAAGGCACACUAUUUUUGGGUUCAGAGACAGGAAUACUGAUCCUGUUCUGAACAGGAUAACGCAAUUCUUACGAUUAAUCGUUCACAAAACUGCAUCACGUACCUGUGUGGUUUUUACAAACAAUUGCACCAAUCUAUCUGAAUCUUGUAAAGAGUAUUGUGUGUCAGGUGCGGAUCAGUUUCCUGCAGAGCUAUUUGACACCCAUGAAAGGCAGCUUUCUGCCCCAAGUGAGUCAGGUGACCAAGCGGUUGGAUACGGUCACACGCUGAGAUCCCGUCUGCCUCCAGUGUGGAAGCACGGGAGUCGAGAUGACGUUCAUCGCCAAAACGUUCUACGACUUGAAGGCCACCACGCUGGAGGGAGACUCGGUGGACUUUAACGUGUUCAGGGGACGGGUGGUCCUAAUAGAGAAUGUGGCCUCGCUCUGAGGCACAACCACCCGGGACUUCAGCGAGCUCAACCAGCUUCAGAUUAAGUACCCCCAUCGGCUGGUGGUCCUGGGUUUUCCCUGUAACCAGUUUGGAUAUCAGGAGAAUUGCUCCAAUGGUGAGAUCCUGAGGUCACUGCAGCAUGUGCGUCCGGGCGGUGGCUUCCAGCCCAACUUCACCAUCUUCGAGAAGUGUGACGUCAACGGAACAAACACACAUCCGGUCUUUGCCUAUCUGAAAGACAAGCUCCCCUACCCCGAGGAUGACCCCAGCUCCCUCAUGCAGGACCCCAGAUUUCUGUUUUGGAGUCCCAUCAGCCGGACGGACGUGUCUUGGAACUUUGAGAAAUUCCUCAUCGGGCCAGAAGGAGAGCCCUUUAAAAGAUACAGCAAGAAGUUCCCCACCAAUGACAUCGAGCCUGACAUUCAAAGACUGCUAAGAUUAACCAAGACCUAAGAAUAGCCUCCACCUCUUAAUGACUUCUCAUCCAUUAAAGUCAAAGCUUAUAUGCUGUCCUCCACACUUUUAAGCCUUAUUAAAUGAGGGUAAUAUUCUUAAAAGCUGAGGGAAUAUUAUCUGAGGCCUUAUAAGUGCUUAACAGUAGUGGAUGAAUAAAUUCAAUAUAUUUUUUAAAACUUAAUGGGAGCGUAUUGUC